ACGUAACUGAAAUAUCUUUGUGUUGUACUUAGGUAGUUGAAUGGAAUCACGUUGGGUAUACGGAUGUAUAGUUGUCAUGCUGUGUAUUGUAGUGUAGAUAUGUGUGUGUGACAGAGAAAUGAAAGUGUAUGGAUGUUUCAAAUGAUGCCAUCGAACACUAACGAUCAUAACCGUACAAAACUGUAUAUGUUGUGCUUCCAAACUGUUAAAUGGGUUCCUGUGCUCUUCAUAGUUACGAUCGUCGUGUGGUCGUAUUAUGCAUACGUAAUUCAGCUGUGUAUAUUCACAGUGGUCAACAAUGUAGAGAAAGUGUUUUACCUACUUCUGUUCCAUCUGUUGUUCGCCAUUUUUUGCUGGGCGUACUGGCAGACAAUAUUUACAAAAAUAGGCAAAGUUCCAAGUCAGUUCAAAAUUCCACCUGAAGAACUCCAGAGACUAGAAGAAGCAGGUAAUGUGGAAGCAGAAAACCAAAUUCUGGAGCAGUUUGCACAGAAUCUACCUGUAACCACACGCACAAUUUCUGGAGAUAUCAGAUACUGUGGAAAAUGUCAGCACAUAAAACCUGACAGAACACAUCACUGUAGCGCAUGUGGUGAAUGUGUUCUAAAAAUGGAUCACCAUUGUCCAUGGGUUAACAACUGUGUGGCAUUUACAAAUUACAAAUUUUUUAUUUUAUUUCUGGGGUAUGCACUUCUGUACUGCCUCUUCAUCGCAUUUACAUCAUUGCCUUACUUCGUAAGCUUUUGGAAGGAUGAAUUGAAGACUGCUGGAAGAUUUCACAUAUUGUUCCUUUUUUUUGUGGCUGUCAUGUUCGCAGUUAGUCUUGCGUCUUUGUUUUCCUACCAUUGCUACCUUGUUCUGAAGAACAGAUCUACACUCGAGGCCUUUAGACCUCCAGUUUUUCGUACGGGUGCUGACAAAGAUGGGUUCAGCUUGGGGACAUAUAACAACUUCCAGGAAGUUUUUGGAGACAACAGGAAACUCUGGUUCUUACCUGUUUUCACAAGUCUGGGCGAUGGUGUGGUUUUUCCAGUCCGGGCUCAGCACCAACCCAGCUCAUACAACUCGAUGGGCAGUACACAGACCAGUUUGGGAGAUGGUGUCACGUUCCCUCAGCGUUGUGUGGAUGAAGAUACACACACACUACUGGGAUCUCAUCAGCAGUGGGCUGAGGAGGCUGAACUAGAUUCCCCUCCUUUUGCCUCUUCCACAGGUACGCAGCUGUAUUAGGAUGCUUUUCUUCAACCUGUGCAAACAGAGAAGAAUUAAAAUUUGGUGUACGAACAUAUGAACAUAUUUUGUGUGGUAUCAAAAACUCAUGCUAUUGUUGUAAUCCUUGUAAGUAAAUACCCAAAGCAGUGUGUGUGUGUGUGUGUGUGUGUGUGUGUGUGUGUGUGUGUGUGUGUGUGUGUGCAAAGCAGUGUGUGUGUGUGUGUGUGUGUGUGUGUGUGUGUGUGUGUGUGUGUGU
Molecule: messenger RNA, 1468 nt
Organism: Schistocerca gregaria
Lineage: Eukaryota; Metazoa; Arthropoda; Insecta; Orthoptera; Acrididae
Product: palmitoyltransferase ZDHHC15B
Exons: 9
Coding region: 133-1230 (365 amino acids)
Biological process (GO): peptidyl-L-cysteine S-palmitoylation; synaptic vesicle maturation; protein targeting to membrane
Cellular component (GO): endoplasmic reticulum; Golgi apparatus
Molecular function (GO): protein-cysteine S-palmitoyltransferase activity
Source: RefSeq, a predicted model, not a curated record